Messenger RNA from Kwoniella botswanensis, 1095 nucleotides. RefSeq lists its product as uncharacterized. The transcript is spliced from 3 exons. Gene Ontology annotation, biological process: regulation of DNA-templated transcription. The record is from RefSeq and is a predicted model, not a curated record. The coding region runs from base 1 to 1095 and encodes 364 amino acids. NCBI's taxonomy places the organism in Eukaryota, Fungi, Basidiomycota, Tremellomycetes, Tremellales, Cryptococcaceae. Gene Ontology annotation, molecular function: DNA-binding transcription factor activity.
AUGGACCCUUCACUCCUGGGCGAUCUCCCAGACGGCUUCGAUGGCUUUAAUUUCAACCACACUUCAGCCCUUGAUACUCUUCUGCAUCUGUGUGGAGAGGCAAAUCAAUAUUCUGUAUCCCCAACCUCCCAAGCCGGCGCUGCUUUCCUAUCAGGAUCUGACUUCUCUCUCAAUCAAGAUUCGUCAAGUGAUGAUAUUACGCUCUUGGCGGUUGAUCAUGAUUUCCUCGCAUAUCUCGACAAUCGCUUCAAUUGGCCAGAUGAUUCACCCAAUGUGGCGGCCGAUACUAUUCUGCCAACCCUCAGGGUCACCAACGCCUCACCCUCAUCUACAUGUACCAUGACCGAACCGUCUGGGAAGCAUGGCAGCUCAUCUAUACGUAGCCCAAGUCCCAGUCAAUGCGAUGGCGGUGUUGAUUCUAGCGAUUCAUCCAAACUCGCCCGUGUCAAACAUUCGCCAUCCUCAUCUUUUGGCUCAAACAUGAGACUUAAGCGGAACAUGGACCGAGUGAAAGAACUAGAACAAAGUCAGCCAACACGUUUCAAGAGUAAGGAGGGAGCGAAAGAAAUAAGGAAAGCUCGAAGUCGGGUGAACGCUCAAAAUGCCCGAAAGAGGAAAAAGGAGCGACUCGAAGAAUUAGAGAAACAAGUGGCAGAGCUGACCGCACGGUGUGAGAAUUACAAGAAUGAUCCGUCUGUCCAAGAUGAGACUCGCUCGUUACGUACUGAGAACGAUACGCUCAAAUUGCAACUUACCCAGAUGUCCAAUAAUGCUUUGCAUCUUCAUAGUGAACUAUCAUUUGCCAAUGAGAGGAAUGAAACUCUUGAAUCUCUAUUGGUUUCUCUGUCACAUCCGGGAGGUGAGAAUAGCAGUUACAUGUUAUGUCAAGAAAGCCUCAAGAGUGAGAGAAGGUUAGAAAUGAGUCGAUAUAUCUUGGGUCGUCUGAAUACACCCACGAUAAGAGACCUACACGAUAAGUCGGGCAGAAUAUACCCGGAAUUAGAAGAGUAUGUAAGGGAACGAACACGGGAAGAUCUGUCGAGGAAUGUCCUGGUGAGAGUCAGAGAGCAGCAGAGGUCCAAGAAGGAAGAAUAG